Messenger RNA from Prunus armeniaca (apricot), 1584 nucleotides. The record is from the annotation of a GenBank genome assembly. NCBI's taxonomy places the organism in Eukaryota, Viridiplantae, Streptophyta, Magnoliopsida, Rosales, Rosaceae.
AUGGCCAUCUUGCUGUUUGUUGUUCCAUUGGUUGUGGUUUUUGGGUUGGUUACUUUGUUGGGUCCAAAAACCUCCAACUGGGUUCUCAUAUCUAAUUCUUACCCUUGGCUAUGGAACUCACAGAGCUCCAGCCCCUCUUUGAACUUGACCGGUGCUUCAAAUUCUUCUUCAGAGUUUCCUCCAAUAAACGAUGACGUUUUGGGGUUGAGAUCGUCGGUUGUUGUGGUGGAUAUGCACAGCAUAGAAGAAGCUCACUCGGAUGACUCUCUGCAAAAUCGAUCUUCUUCUCCUCCACUCUCCAUUGAAGAAGCUGUACCACCAACACUUGAACAAACAAAUGGUACAAGGCGACACGACUACGCGAAUGAGACGCAGGUUUCUAUUGUGAAGGCUGAAGGACAACGAAAAAAUACUAAUUUAGGGUGGCUGGAGGCCCGCCUUAGAAGAGCUCGAGCUGCCAUAAGAGAAGCUAAAUUUGGAAAUCAAACACAAGAUGUGGACUACAUUCCAAAUGGUCCCAUGUAUUGGAAAGCCAAUGCCUUUCAAAGGAGCUACUUGGAGAUGGAGAAACGGUUCAAGGUUUUUGUUUAUGGAGAAGGGGAACCCCCAUUGUUUCAUAACGGCCCUUGCAAGAGCAUAUAUUCAAUGGAGGGGAAUUUUAUCCAUGAAAUUGAGGUGAAUAAGCAAUUUCGGACCCACGACCCUGAGAAAGCACAUGUUUUUUUUCUUCCUUUCAGCGUGACAAUGUUGGUCCGCUUUGUGUAUGUGCGUGACUCACAUGAUUUUGGUCCCAUUAGACAAACAGUAAGAGACUAUGUCAAUAUUGUCUCUGGAAAAUAUUCCUAUUGGAACCGAAGCCUUGGAGCUGAUCACUUUAUGCUUGCUUGCCAUGAUUGGGGGCCAGAAACUUCAAACUCAGAUCCUCAUCUUCGAAAAAACUCCAUUCGUGUUUUAUGCAAUGCAAAUACCUCAGAAGGGUUCAACCCUUCUAAGGAUGUAUCCUUUCCGGAAAUCAAUCUUCAAACUGGUGACACACAUGGGUUUCUUGGCGGGCCUUCUCCAAGGCUACGCUCAAUCCUAGCUUUCUUUGCCGGAGGGGUUCACGGCCCUAUUAGGCCGGUGCUGCUAGAGCAUUGGGAGAACAAGGACGAGGAUUUACGGGUGCAUCAGUACCUUCCAAAGGGUAUUUCUUACUAUGACAUGAUGAGACAUAGCAAGUUCUGCCUCUGCCCAAGUGGAUAUGAAGUUGCAAGCCCAAGGGUAGUGGAGGCAAUUUACACUGGGUGUGUUCCUGUGCUGAUUUCAGACCAUUAUGUGCCACCAUUCAGUGAUGUUUUGAAUUGGAAGUCUUUCUCUGUGGAGGUUAAAGUGAGUGAAAUUCCCAAUUUGAAGAACAUACUAAUGAGCAUUUCUACAAAACAGUACAUAAGAAUGCAGAGGAGAGUGGUACAAGUAAGGAAGCAUUUCGAGGUCAAUUCUCCUCCCAAGCGAUUUGAUGUGUUCCAUAUGAUCCUCCAUUCUAUAUGGCUCAGAAGAUUGAAUGUUAGAGUGCAUGAUGAUCAAUUAGACCUUUUAAGUGCAUGA